Molecule: messenger RNA, 1044 nt
Organism: Debaryomyces tyrocola
Lineage: Eukaryota; Fungi; Ascomycota; Pichiomycetes; Serinales; Debaryomycetaceae
Source: the annotation of a GenBank genome assembly
AUGAGCAAAGUCGAAUAUCAGAAACUAGGUGCCUCGGGAUUAUCUAUUUCCCCUAUUAUCAUAGGUUGUAUGACUUUUGGAGAUUUCCAAAAUUGGGGUAUUACGGAAGAAGAGACCGUUAUGGAAAUUUUGAAAAAGUGUUACGAUAACGGCUUAAGGACGUUUGACACCGCUGAUGUGUAUUCGAAUGGUGCAUCCGAAAUUUUUUUGGGUAAAUUUAUAAAGAAAUACAGCAUACCAAGGGAAAGAAUUGUUAUCUUGACAAAAGUUUGGGGUACUAUGGACUAUAAUGAUCCUGAUUUUAAUAUGUUCAAAUAUGGCACUGAAGCUUACCCUGAGAUUAACUAUGUGAAUUCUCAAGGCUUGUCUAGAAAGCAUAUCCUUGAUGCUGUUGAACACUCUAUUAAGAAUUUAGGGACUUAUAUUGACAUAUUACAAAUACACAGGUUAGACCGUAGUACCCCCAAGAACGAGAUUAUGAAAGCAUUGAAUGAUGUGGUCGAAUCAGGGCAGGUAAGAUAUUUAGGAGCAUCUUCAAUGAAAGCUUUCGAAUUUGCACAAUUGCAAUUUAUUGCUGAGAAAAAUAACUGGGCAAAGUUCAUCAGUAUGCAAAAUUACUACAACCUUGUGUACCGUGAGGAAGAGCGUGAAAUGAUUCCUUUCUGCAAAGAAAAUGAUUUUGGGAAAAUUGGAGUAAUUCCUUAUUCGCCUAUUGCGAGUGGUCUUCUCGCGCGCCCAUUGUCUUCUGAUGGAACUAAAAGACUGACAACCGACGCAAUCUUUUCUAAAAAAGGAUUAGACAAGCCAACUGAUUCAGACAAGGAGAUUGUAACCCGGGUCCAAAAAUUGGCAGAAAAAUAUAAGGUAAGCAUGGCUGCUGUAGCUACAAGAUGGGUUUUAAGUAAAGGUGCCAAUCCAAUAGUGGGUGUUAACUCUGUGGAACGAGUCGAUGACUUUAUGAAAGCAUUGAGUAUGGAAUUAACUGAAAGUGAAAUUUAUCUGUUAGAGGAGCCCUAUGUGGCAAAGGCCGAAUAUAAAAUUUAA